This is a messenger RNA of Rhodofomes roseus, 1095 nucleotides long. Its product is annotated as Quinolinate phosphoribosyl transferase. Bases 151 to 1053 code for a protein of 300 amino acids. Gene Ontology annotation, molecular function: nicotinate-nucleotide diphosphorylase (carboxylating) activity. Gene Ontology annotation, biological process: quinolinate catabolic process; NAD+ biosynthetic process. The transcript is spliced from 5 exons. The record is from RefSeq and is a predicted model, not a curated record. Gene Ontology annotation, cellular component: cytoplasm. NCBI's taxonomy places the organism in Eukaryota, Fungi, Basidiomycota, Agaricomycetes, Polyporales, Fomitopsidaceae.
AACAAAUGUCAAAUUCCCAGUCCUAGUCAGCCUGCGAUGCGACGCCGAUGGCGCGAACGGCUGACUUAAUCCUGACAGACUGAGAAUGGGCCCUAGCAGCUCACCCUCUUCGCCCAGUGUCCUAGCAAGGCUGCCCUCGACUGCUGCAGCAUGGCCGACCACAAGUACGAGCAUCUUCUCCCGCCAAGCUGGAAGCCCCAAGUGACCGCUUGGCUCGCGGAAGACACGCCCUCCUUCGACUACGGCGGCUAUGUGGUGGGCGAGGAUCAGCGCGAGGCCUUCCUCUUCGGCAAGGGCAAGCAGAUCGCGGUCCUCGCCGGUGCGCCGUUCUUCACUGAAGUGUUCGCGCAGGUCGGCUGCCAGGUGGAAUGGCACAUGCAGGAGGGCGAGACGUUCCAUCCCGUCAAGCACGUCGCCACAGUCCGGGGGAAGGCCCGGCAUAUUCUCCUCGGCGAGCGCGUCGCGCUGAACAUGCUCGCCCGGUGCAGCGGGAUCGCCACCCAAUCGAAGCGCGUGCUGGACCUCGCGCGGGGGUACGGAUACAAGGGCAUCAUCGCGGGGACGCGCAAGACGACGCCCGGCUUCCGGCUCGUGGAGAAGUACGGCAUGCUCGUGGGCGGGAUUGAUCCCCACCGCCAUGACCUGUCCAGCAUGAUCAUGCUCAAGGACAACCACAUCUGGUCGUCAGGCUCGAUCACGGCAGCGGUUCAAGCCGCGCGCAAGGUCGGCGGCUUCAGCUUGCUUCUCGAGGUGGAAGUUGGCUCGGAGGGGGAGGCUGACGAGGCUAUCGACGCGGGUGCUGACAUCAUCAUGCUGGACAACAUAGAGGGACGGCAACUCGUCGCCGUCGCGAAAAAGCUAAAAGAGAAGUGGGCGGGGAAGCGCAACUUCCUGUUUGAGAGCAGCGGGAAUAUCACAGAGGCGAAUCUGCAAGAGAGAGCGGUCAACGACAUCGACAUCCUCAGCACCAGCAGUGUCCACCAAUCCGUGCAGCAUAUCGAUUUCAGCCUGAAGAUUCAAAUGCCGAAGGGCGGAGAAGCCACAGCAGUGUAGACAUCAAUAGAUUGUAGAGUACUUGUUUAUGCUUCUAGAUAU